CUUACACUGCAUCUAUACUUUCUUACAUUCAUGCUUUAACCUAGCGAAAAUCUAACCUCGAAACACAGAGGCUGUCUUCGCGAGAGAAUACUAUUUUUUUUGUGAUCUCCCGUUGAACGACGGGCUGUAAACGCCCUAAACGUAUCCUUUAAAUUAAGUAGUGCGCAAGGAAAUACUAGUAAUCCUCGCGAUGGCGGACGUACGCGACAUUCUGGACAUCGAGAUGCCGACGACGACGGAGCUUACGAAAGAGUCGAUACUGGGCAGCGACAAGAAGAGUCGCAGGCGGUAUGACUACAACAAAAUGCCGAAACGCCCCGAGGGCAUGCACCGCGAGGUGUUCGCCCUCCUCUGCAAGGAUAACAACGACGUGCCGCCGUUGUUCCCGACCGACACCGCCAAGGGGUACAAGCAGGUGCGAGCUAAGCUCGGCAUGAAGAGGGUCAGGCCGUGGAAGUGGACGCCGUUUACCAAUCCGGCGCGUACGGACGGCGCGAUCUUCCAUCACUGGCGGCGCGUCGCCGACGCCGGCAAGGAGUAUCCUUUCGCAAAGUUCAAUAAGAAAGUUCCCAUUCCUACGUACACGAAUACGGAAUACGUUCAGCACUUGGUGGCCAACGGCUGGACGCGAGCGGAGACCGAUCACCUGUUCGAUCUGUGCAGAAGAUUCGACCUCAGGUUUAUCAUCAUCAGGGACAGAUGGGAUCGCGCCAAGUUUCCUACCAGAUCUGUAGAAGACUUGAAAGAGAGGUAUUAUCAGGUGUGCGCUGCGCUGAUAAAGGCAAAGUCCCACACUGACAAGGUGUACGUCUUUGAUGCCGAACAUGAGAAGCGCAGGAAGGAACAACUGAAGAAGUUGUUUGAACGCACCCCUGAACAGGUGGAGGAAGAACAGACUCUGCUGGCCGAGUUGCGCAAGAUCGAGCAGAGGAAAAAGGAGAGAGACAGGAAGACGCAAGAUUUGCAGAAGUUGAUAACAGCGGCCGAUCAUCAGGCGGAUCCCAGAAAGAGCGAGAGGAAAUCUUCCAAGAAGAGCAGCAGCUCUUCUAGAAAUAGACCGAAUAAAACUGAUACUUCUCACGCAGUGGAGUCAGCUGGAAUUAAAUUUCCCGAUUUUAAGAAUAGCGGCGUUACUCUUCGUUCUCAGAGAAUCAAAUUGCCAAGCAGUCUCGGUCAAAAGAAAAUGAAAGGCAUCGAGCAAAUGCUCAACGAGUUACGCUUAGGUAAGGGUCGAUAUAAUGAGGAUCCGCGCAGCCACUUUCGUCCGCUAGGAGCGCUAGGGAGUUGCCGACCUAAGCCGCGUCUGCUAGCCCGUAAGCGACUACGGAACUGUUGCAGCUAAAGCGGAGAGCACACA
Molecule: messenger RNA, 1357 nt
Organism: Vollenhovia emeryi
Lineage: Eukaryota; Metazoa; Arthropoda; Insecta; Hymenoptera; Formicidae
Gene: DMAP1
Product: DNA methyltransferase 1-associated protein 1
Exons: 3
Coding region: 191-1342 (383 amino acids)
Biological process (GO): DNA repair; chromatin remodeling; negative regulation of transcription by RNA polymerase II
Cellular component (GO): NuA4 histone acetyltransferase complex; nucleus; Swr1 complex
Molecular function (GO): transcription corepressor activity
Source: RefSeq, a predicted model, not a curated record